Molecule: messenger RNA, 813 nt
Organism: Orbilia oligospora ATCC 24927
Lineage: Eukaryota; Fungi; Ascomycota; Orbiliomycetes; Orbiliales; Orbiliaceae
Exons: 1
Coding region: 1-813 (270 amino acids)
Source: RefSeq, a predicted model, not a curated record
AUGCCAAAAAAGACUUACUUACGACCUCCAAAUGACGACUAUGCGCCAGACACCAACAUUUGUCUCGGUCACGUUUGGUUAGAUCCGAGAGACCCCGGCUCAGUCAUCGGGACCCCUUUGCCAAUUCCUGGAAAUAUAGAUAUCAAUCAUACCUAUAAAGAAUCAUGGACUAUGGACCUUGGGCGCAAUUCUCAAUCCAAGAUUGGUUAUUGGGCCAAAAUCGCCCAGCUUCCUGUUGCAGCAGGCGCGCACACAAUUUGGGGUCGUUCCAAGGGUAGCGUCUAUACUAUCCCUAAAAUGGAUACGUAUUCUAUCGAACCGACGCCGGAGUACGUUAAAGCGAGUACCUCUUUGGCCUCAUCUGAUAGUAUUCGGAAAGGAAGCAACUUCUAUAUGGUUACGGGCGUUAAAAUCGCUAGAGGCGGAAGCGCAACGAAUGUUGACUCUAAAGAUAUUGGUGCCGAUAUUAUUCUCGGCGUUGAUGCCACAACGGCCAGUAUCCCGAUUGAAGUGGGAGGGGAGGUCGGUUAUUCGACGGGUGGAUACAAUAAUCAAAGUUUUGGCUCCUCUAGCGACUUCGUGUUUGCCUACCGGGUGCGAGAGAUCUUCUAUGAGAAAAGAAUCCUGAAAACGAGAGAGUAUAAUAAAGGGGCAGUCUUGGGAGAAAGUCUUCCAUCUGAGAGUUGGAAAGAAGGAAAUAAGGCUCAGUUCACUAUUGAUGAGGCUGAAACUGGCGACGAAGACUUUAUUGCCGAAGGGGAAAUUGACGUUUUUGAAGAUGAUGAUGGCCAAGAAGUGGCUAUAGUUUCCUAG